GGCCGCGGAGCCGAGGAGCCAGCCGCGGAGGAGCCGGCACCCCGCUUCCCCCUCCCACCCCCCCCGCGCCCCCACGGGGGGCUCUCGCCACGAUGCCGGACGAAGCCACGGAAAGCGCCAGCUCCACCUCCGCCCGCGUCUCGUCCUUCUUCAUCGAGGACCUGCUGGGCCCGGCGGGCGCGGCGGGCGGCGGGGCGCGGCGGGCGGCGGGGCGCGGCGCGGCGGCGGGCGGCGGCGGCGGCCGCGGGGCGCCGCGCUGCGGGCCGCGCUCCCCGCUGCGCCUCGGCGCCCCGGGCUGCCCCCUCCGCGACGCCGCCGUCGGCUGGUACCGCCGAGCGCACGCCGCCUUCCUGGGCUGCGCCAGCCCCGACACCAGCGACCGCGACUCGCCCGAGCCGGCCGAGGAGGCGGCGGAGCAGCGGGCGGGCGGCGGCGGGCGGGCGGCGGCGGCGGCGCGGGGCCCCGCGGGCGGGCGGCCGGGCCCCGGCGGCCGCGAGGAGGAGGAGGAGCGCGGCGAGGAGCCCGGCGGGCCGGAGCAGCGCGCCGCCGGCCGCAAGAAGAAGACGCGCACCGUCUUCAGCCGCAGCCAGGUCUUCCAGCUGGAGUCCACCUUCGACGUGAAGCGCUACCUGAGCAGCUCGGAGCGCGCCGGCCUGGCCGCCUCGCUGCACCUCACCGAGACCCAGGUGAAGAUCUGGUUCCAGAACCGCCGCAACAAGUGGAAAAGACAGCUGGCCGCCGACCUGGAGGCCGCCAACAUCUCCCACUCGGCCCAAAGGAUAGUGAGGGUCCCCAUCCUGUACCACGAGAACUCGCCGGCGAGCGCUCUGGGCUUCGCCUUGCCUCACAUGUCGCCCCCCUUGGUGGGCUUUUCUAACGCUGUCAGCUACCCCCUGGGCACCUUCCCCGCCGCCUCCCUCCCCUUCCUACGGUCGCAGAUGACAGGACUCGUCUGA
Molecule: messenger RNA, 956 nt
Organism: Rhea pennata
Lineage: Eukaryota; Metazoa; Chordata; Aves; Rheiformes; Rheidae
Product: homeobox protein HMX1-like
Exons: 2
Coding region: 93-956 (287 amino acids)
Biological process (GO): negative regulation of DNA-templated transcription; regulation of transcription by RNA polymerase II
Cellular component (GO): nucleus
Molecular function (GO): DNA-binding transcription factor activity, RNA polymerase II-specific; RNA polymerase II transcription regulatory region sequence-specific DNA binding
Source: RefSeq, a predicted model, not a curated record